Messenger RNA from Schistosoma curassoni, 3300 nucleotides. Lineage: Eukaryota; Metazoa; Platyhelminthes; Trematoda; Strigeidida; Schistosomatidae. The record is from the annotation of a GenBank genome assembly.
AUGUCGUUUCAUACCAAGUCAAUAGAACGUAUCCUCAGCCCAGUAGCUCAACAGGUUUUAAAGCUAAUAUUGCUGUUUGAGGAUGCUGGAUCAGGUACAGAGAUUCCUGAUCUGGAAUUUCGUGUAAAUGUUGUAAAACUUGCAGUUGAAAACCUUAUAAAGGUUGGUCACCAAACAAUCGAGGCUAGUGAUGACCAGCUGCUACAGAGAGAUAUGCCGCCUUCACUCAAGCGUGUUGAAGAUGCAUCUUUUUAUCUUCAGGAUGCUGUCGUACUGUUGCAAAACGACCCAAACUCUUCAGAAGCACGAAGGAAACUGAUAGAAGGAUCUAGAGGCAUACUACAGGGAACGUCAUCUGUGCUUCUUACCUUUGACAUGUCUGAAGUACGAAAAAUAAUCAGACACUGCAGACGAGUACUUAGUGUCCUAGCCACUGCGGAACAUGUUUCGAGUCUCACUGGUUUGGCUGAUUUUGUUAAGCGACUAACCCCUUGUAUGGCGGAUAUGAUUAAAGAAGUAGACAAUCGACAGGAAGAAUUGACUAUUCAGUCUCACUCUGCCCUGCUUCUUAGGGGUAUAGAACAAGUGAAACGUCUUACGCCUAUUUUAAUAUCGUCUUUGAAACUGCACGUAAAUACACAUCAAAAUCAUCUACCUGGAGCUGCUGAAAGUCAAGCAAACCGAGACUUCUUGUUGUCUGAAAUGUCCACUGAAAUACAUGAAAUUAUACGUGGCUUGCAGCUUACCGAAACGGAUUCAUCAGAGUUAUUCGAUGAUGACUUAGCGGCUAUGCAUAUGAAUAAAGCAGCUUUUGAUAGCCGUCUACAGUUUGUCAGUGACUGGAUUUCUGAUUCGAAUUGUUCCGUUGCAAUGACAGCUGGUGAGAAAGCACUGAAUCAAGUUUUGAAUUCAGCAAGAAAUUUAGCCAAUUUAAACCAAACAAGUUCAAAUAGUAAAGCAAUAAUCCAUUUAUGCGAUGAAUUAAACGAUUAUGCACAGUCACUUAUUCACUUACGAAGAAGUGGUCAUGGUAAUGGAUCAGAAGCAAGUCAUAUUGCCAAUACACUUAGUACAAAAUUAAAUCAAUUAUCUAGAUUAUGUAAAGAUUUAUCAUUACGUGAUCAUAAUGGUGGCGGCGUUGGUGAUCAACAGCAUCACACAUGUAAUCCAUUAUUUCGUUUGGCUAGAACACUUGAAGGUAAACUAGUUCAGGCUCAACGUUGGCUAGCUGAUCCUCGUGGUCCAUUACGUCAUGUUGGCUUAGAAGCAUGUCGUUCAUUAGCUCAAGGUGCAAGAAGUAUUAUAAUGUCGUCUGAUAGUAAUGAUGUUUCUGCCAAUAACAAUAAAAUAAAUGCUAACAGUAGUCCGUCUGAAGACAAGGGGACCAAUGAUGUUUGUUUAGAAUCAUGUGAACAUGUUGAGAGAGUUUCUGACAAACUUUUUGCAAUAUCUUCUCAACCAUUAACGGCAGAAAAUGAAAUCAGUCAACAAGAUUUAGCAAUGGCUAUCAGUCGUAGUUUGGCGUAUAUAUGGCAAACAUUAGAGAAAUUAUUAACCACACAAAUUGCUGAAGUCUACACAGAUCUUGUUGGACCAUUACGUCAAUUAGUAGAAUCUGCAUCUCCAUCAUCUGGUAAUUUACCAGAUCAAAAUGAUUACAAUGUGAAAAUGAAAGAAUUUCUAACGCAAUGUAAUCAACUUGUCAAUACUGGAGAAUUAGCUGCAGCUACAAAAUUAUCUGAUGUAUGGCGUUCUGAUGCAUUACGUUGUUUAACUAGUCAACUUAAUGAAUUAGGUGCACAAGUUGUAUUAGCUGGUCGUGCAGUUAUCCUAUCAGCUGAUCCAAAUUUACAAUUACAACCUGGUGGAGCUAGUUUGAAACAAGCCACGUCAGAUCAUUUUCUUAUGAUGCGUCAACAUUGGACAGAUACUGCUGAACGUAUGAGGGCAUUAGUUGAUGAAGCUGUUGAUGCUAAUGCAUUCAUAGCUGCUCAAGAGAUUGGAAUGUUACGUGAUUCGGCCAGAACAGAAAAUAGUAUUGCUGCAAUAUCAACAACUGGUGUAGUUGAAUCUACAACACGUAUUGCAAGACGAGCAAAUCGUGUACUUCAAUUAAUCACACGAGAAGCAGAUAAUAGCGAAGAUCCAUUGUAUGUUGAUCGAAUGAACGAUGCUGUGAAAGCUUUACGAUCAACUAUCACACCAAUGGUAAAUGAUGCUAAAGGUUUAGUAACAAAUAUUGAAGAUCCACGUAUGCAUGAUCAGUGGCGUUUAUCAAAUCGUAAUUUAUUAACUGCUGUUAAUUCAGUAAAACAAGCUGUUAGUCCAUCAUUUAAUAAUCCUAUUAAUUAUUAUCAUGAACAUUAUCGUCCAAUAUCUGUACAUAAAAAUGGAAUUAACAGUACAAAUACAAGUAUUAGUAGUAAUAGCUGUAAUAAUAUACAUAACAAUAAUAAUAAUAACAAUAGUGUCUCAUCAUCUAAAUCAUCACAGGCUUCUAUUAAAGAGACAACACCUUCAAUUCCUCUUCGAGAAAUGCAAGAAAUAUCAAUUACAGAUGAAGAUCGACAACAACAAUCUGGUACUAUUUCUUUACAUGAUGCUGUAUCUACUACAACAACAGCAGCUGAUGUUCCUGCACGAACUAGUACACCUGAUACGGAAGUUGAUGAAGAAUUCAACUUUCCACCACCUGAAGAAAAUCAACCAAUUAUGGCCGCUGCUCAUGCAUUACAUCAUGAAACACGAUUGUGGUCUAGUCGAGAUAAUGAAUUAAUUGCAGCAACUAAACGUAUGGCUGCUUUAAUGGCUCAAUUAAGUCAAAUUGUUCGUGGUGAAUACGGUACAAAGAAGGAUCUGAUUAAUGUUUCUAUGGCUAUUGCUGAAGCAUCUUUGGAUGUUAAUCGAUGUGCAAAAGUAUUAGCUAAAGAAUGUACAGAUCGUCGUAUACGUUCGAAUCUUUUACACCUAAGUGAUCGUAUUCUCACCAUUGGGAACCAAUUAAAAAUUUUAUCUACUGUAAAAGCCACUAUGCUUGGAACACAAGAUGAUUCCUGGUUCGAAGCUCCAUUACAAUCGGAACUUGAUUGUGGUUCUACAGAAGAUCAAGAAAAUACUGAAUCAUUAGUAGGUAAUGCACAAAAUUUAAUGCAAUCUGUUAUUGAAGCAUUACAUAUUGCUGAAGGUGCCAGUAUUAAAAUGCGUGUUAAUAAUGGACAAAAAUUUAUUUGGCAUCCACGUAUAAAAUCAAAUUCUUAUUAUCAUAAUAAUAAUAAACAAUUACAUUCAAUUGUACGUUAA